CAAUUUGUCAUUAGUUUGAAACGAAACAACGAAAUUAGUACCAGAAGCCAGUUUGACAUUAACACAUUAAAGAGAAGUUUGUAGAUUUUUCUGUGCAGUCGUCAAUUUUUGAAAAAGCGGAAAAAAAAUGUUACGUAAAGUUGUGAUUUUCAUGGUUGUAUUCAUCGUUGGCAUGAUUGCCAGUGAGGAAUCUUUCUUUGCGGAUUACAAAGAUGCAAAUAAUUUCGAUACUGAAAUUUAUGGUGAUUUAUUAAUUAAAUCUGCUGCAAAUACGAACGAUGAAAUCGCACACAAACCCGAACACUCUCAUAUGUUGGAAUCGAAAAGUUAUGGUAAACUCGUACACUAUAGCAUCGGUGCUCGCGUUUCAAGCGACCGACUAGUUGCAUCGGGCGGACAAAAUCAAAGCUGGCCAUCACCACAUAAUGUUCAAAUCCAAUUGACGUACCCAAGCGAAGGUUUUGGUGCCCAAGUCACUUAUGUUGCAAUCGUUGUGAAUCAGACAUCGACUUUAGGACAAGCAUACAUUGUUAAGGGCGGCAUCAAUGAGCACAUGAUUUCAAUCAUAGUCGAUGCAUACAGCACCAGUGUCUUCAACGUUUUCGCAUACAUCUAUGGCAUUUAAAGUCGUCCAACGAACUUGCUGAAAAAAAAAAUUUCAAUCUAAAUAUGCAUGACAUUAUUACGCAUUUAAAUGUAAAAAAGAAUGAAACAAGAACAAAUAAACUACUGUUCGAUUCAUAUAAGAGAGUAAAAUGAAAAUAAAUAAAUAAAUAAACAUGAUUGCAAAAGA
Molecule: messenger RNA, 793 nt
Organism: Contarinia nasturtii (swede midge)
Lineage: Eukaryota; Metazoa; Arthropoda; Insecta; Diptera; Cecidomyiidae
Exons: 3
Coding region: 128-625 (165 amino acids)
Source: RefSeq, a predicted model, not a curated record